UCUCGUUUUCAAAGAAAUGUUGAAGUCCAUGAGCAUCAGCGAAGACCACCUGAUCUCUCUGAUCACAUCUUCCACCACAAAACCCCAUCUCCGACAAAUCCACGCCGUCUUACUCCGCACUUCCUUAAUCAAAAACUCCGACAUUUUCCACCACUUCCUCUCUCGCCUCGCUCUCUCCCUCGUCCCCCGAGACAUCAACUACUCACGCCGCGUCUUCUCCCAAAGAACCAACCCAACUCUCUCUCACUGCAACACAAUGAUCAGAGCCUUCUCCCUCAGCGAAACUCCCUCCCAAGGCUUCCUCCUCUUCCGUUCCCUCAGACGCAAAGCCUUCCCUCCCUCUAACCCUCUCUCCUCCUCCUUCGCUCUCAAGUGCUGCAUCAAGUCACGUGACUUAACCGGCGGUUUGCAGAUCCACGGCAAGAUUUUUAGAGAUGGGUUUCUCUCGGAUAGUCUCUUGUUAACAACUCUGAUGGAUUUUUACUCAACUUUUGAGAAUAGUACUGAUGCUUGUAAAGUGUUCGACGAAAUUCCCGAGAGAGAUACCGUUUGUUAUAACGUCCUCAUGUCGUGUUUCCUCCGUAACAAACGCACACGUGACGUUCUUUAUCACUUUGAUAAUAUGAUUAAGAACGGGUCUGUGAACAAACCAGACGGUGUCACGUGCUUACUUGCUCUACAAGCUUGCGCGAGCCUAGGCGCGUUGGACUUCGGUAAACAGGUUCAUGCGUUUAUAGAUGAGAAUGGACUCGGUGGUGCGUUGAACUUGAGCAACACUCUUGUCUCAAUGUACUCACGUUGCGGGGAUAUGGACAAGGCGUACGAGGUUUUUAGAGAAAUGCGUGAGAGGAACGUUGUCUCGUGGACGGCUAUGAUCUCUGGUUUAGCAAUGAACGGGUUUGGGAGAGAAGCUAUUGAAGCUUUUGAGGAGAUGUUGAAGUGUGGUAUCUCUCCAGAGGAGCAGACACUCACUGGUUUGUUAUCUGCGUGUAGCCAUUCGGGUUUGGUUGAGGAAGGGAUGAUGUUCUUCGAGAGGCUAAAGAGUGGUGAGUUUAAUAAGAUGAAGCCGAAUUUGCAUCACUAUGGAUGUGUGGUUGAUCUGUUGGGACGUGCUCGUUUACUAGAAAAAGCGUAUAGUCUUGUAGAAUCGAUGGAGAUGAAGCCAGACUCUACAAUAUGGCGUACUCUUCUCGGUGCUUGUAGAGUCCAAGGGAAUGUGGAGCUUGGGGAGCGUGUGAUCUCUCGUCUUAUUGAACUCAAAGCCGAAGAAGCUGGAGAUUACGUUCUGUUACUCAACACGUACUCUUCUGCUGGGAGAUGGGAGAAAGUGACUGAGCUUCGUUCAUUGAUGAAGGAGAAAAGAAUCCAUACUAAACCUGGAUGUAGUGCCAUCGAGGUAGAACAAGGAAGAGUUCAUGAGUUUAUAGUGGACGAUGUUUCUCAUCCGAGGAAGGAAGAGAUUUAUAAGAUGCUGGAGGAGAUCAAUCAGCAGCUGAAGAUUGCUGGUUACGUGGCGGAAACGGCGUCGGAAUUGCAUAAUAUUGAGUCAGAGGAAGAGAAGGGACGUGCGUUGACGUAUCAUAGCGAGAAGUUAGCUAUUGCAUUUGGUAUUCUUGUGACUCCACCGGGGACUACUAUUAGAGUGACCAAGAAUCUUAGAACUUGUGUUGAUUGCCAUAACUUUGCAAAGUUUGUGUCUCGUGUUUAUGAUCGUGUCGUGAUCGUUAGAGACCGGUCCCGUUUCCAUCAUUUUAAAGAUGGGCUUUGCUCUUGUAAUGAAUUUUGGUGAUAAUUUACAGAAGAUUCU
Eruca vesicaria subsp. sativa (arugula) is the source of this 1807-nucleotide messenger RNA. The record is from the annotation of a GenBank genome assembly. NCBI's taxonomy places the organism in Eukaryota, Viridiplantae, Streptophyta, Magnoliopsida, Brassicales, Brassicaceae.